Molecule: messenger RNA, 1822 nt
Organism: Hydractinia symbiolongicarpus
Lineage: Eukaryota; Metazoa; Cnidaria; Hydrozoa; Anthoathecata; Hydractiniidae
Product: beta-1,3-glucan-binding protein-like
Exons: 1
Coding region: 157-1287 (376 amino acids)
Biological process (GO): carbohydrate metabolic process
Molecular function (GO): hydrolase activity, hydrolyzing O-glycosyl compounds
Source: RefSeq, a predicted model, not a curated record
UUCUCGGCCACCAUAGUAUUGGAUGCAAAAUAAAAUCUUUGAAUUGAAUCAUUUUCGGCAUACUUCUGUACAGAAAGAGAGUUUACAAAUAUAUUUUUGUCAGUGCACCAGCUAGAUGUGAAAAGAGGUGAUUUUUUUACAGUAAGACGUGAUAAAAUGAUACAAAAAUUAUAUACAACUAUUCUUAUAACCUGGACAUGGAUGUAUUGUUCAUCGACAGCCAUUAUAAAAGAUCCAUCAAAUUGUGUUACGUAUCCAUGUUUAAUAUUUCAAGACGAGUUUAAUACUUUUGAUCAUUCGGUAUGGCAUCACAUUAACUCGGCUGCAGCUACGGGAAAUAAUGAGUUCCAAUUUUACACCAAUAAUCGAUCGAAUAGUUUUGUUAGAAACGGCAAAUUAUUUCUAAAGCCGACAUUAACAAACGAUACAUACGACGACGACUUUUUGACGUCGGGUACGUUGGAUUUAUGGGGAACAUACACGGGAAAUUAUUGCACGUCAAACCGAGGUAAUGACGGAUGUUACAGGAAAGGCUCGGCGGAAUCCAUUAUUAAUCCUAUUCAAUCAGCUGCUGUUAGAACAGAUAAAAGUUUUUCUUUUAAAUAUGGCAGAAUGGAAGUUAGAGCAAAAUGCCCUCGUGGAGAUUGGAUAUGGCCAGCGGUGUGGCUAAUGCCGAAAUACUCGGCAUACGGCGACUGGCCGGCUUCUGGCGAAAUAGACUUGUUAGAAUCAAGAGGAAACGACGUAUUAACAAGUCAGACCGAUGAAGAUAUAACACCAGUGGGGAAUCAAAUGGUAUCACAAUCUUUACAUUGGGGUCCGUACGUAUCUCAAAACGGUCAACCAAAAACCAUGGGCCGUAAGAUUUUGAAAUCUGGUUCUUUUGCUGAUGACUAUCACACGUUCACAUUAGACUGGACCUCCGAAAGUUUAUCAUUAUCGAUUGAUAAAGAAGAAACUUUAAAUGUUACGAUGACUGAUAAAGGUUUCUGGGAGUUGGGUGGUUUCUCAGAACGUCUAAAAGACAUUUCCAACCCUUGGUCAUCUGGCAGUAACUUGGCUCCGUUUGAUCAAGAAUUUUACAUUAUUAUGAAUGUUGCUGUAGGGGGGACAAAUCAAUAUUUUCACGAAAACCACGUACCGAAGACACCGUGGGAUAACAACAGUCCUGGCGGGCAAGCAAGAAAAGACUUUUGGAACGCACGUAAGGAAUGGCUACCAUCUUGGAAAGGUGAUGAUACGGCUUUUAGAAUAGAUUACGUUAAAGUAUGGAAGUUAGAAAAUUAGUAAUACAAAAUGUGUAACAAUAAUAUAUUUUUACAACCACUCUUUUUAAAAUAUAUCGAUUUGAUCUGGGCGUUCCAUGAAGUUCAAGCAUUAAGAUUCUAACUGUUAAGUUGAGCCAACAUGUUGGUACCGUUUGCUAUACCAUUAUCCAACCAAAGGCAACCAUCAUUCUUGGAUUUUCAUUCAUUUGUAUGCUUACCAACUAUCACAAAUGUCAGAUUAUGAAGCAGCAGCAUGGUUGAUAAUCGCCCUCUUGAUAGAGGACGAUGAUAAAAGCACGUGGAAUACGAAUCAUGUUAGCAAAUACUUUUUUUUAGAAUAAGUGUGUUAAGCUAUGUCCCAAAGGUAUUUUCAUCUUCCUGACGGAAGUUCUCAGGUUUGCUGCUAGUUCCAUACUUCUUGUCUGCCAUUUUGAAUUAAAAUGCUUAUUUUUGUAAUUAAAGUUGCCCAACAUGUUCGUGGUUAUAGCAAACCGUGCCAACUUGUUUGUUUAAAUAUUGACCGACAUGAUGACCCGGUUUACGGACUAUGAAAG